Molecule: messenger RNA, 699 nt
Organism: Pseudozyma hubeiensis SY62
Lineage: Eukaryota; Fungi; Basidiomycota; Ustilaginomycetes; Ustilaginales; Ustilaginaceae
Exons: 2
Coding region: 1-699 (232 amino acids)
Biological process (GO): mitochondrial translation
Cellular component (GO): mitochondrial small ribosomal subunit
Molecular function (GO): structural constituent of ribosome
Source: RefSeq, a predicted model, not a curated record
AUGCUCGCUCCCUUUGACGAGUGGAUUCAGUCCGACGCACGCGCCUAUAAGCAGCCCAAACCUGGAAUGGGGCCCAACUGGAUCGGCGAUACCCCAUUCCCGCUCAAUCCCUCCUUCAACCCGCCCGCUCCUAUCCGACAGAGCACAAAGACCGAAAUCUGGCGUCUGCAUGCCAGCGACCCCAAGCAAUGGACCAUCCGUGCCCUUUCGGAAAAGUUCUCGAUCGGUCUGCAGAGGACAGAGGCCAUCUUGCGAUUGAAGGCGCUCGAGAACGAAUGGACAUCACAGGACAAGCCACUGCAGAGCGAGUUCCAGUCCAACAUGGACCGCCUGCUCGGUGCACAGGAUCGCAAGCGCGUACCCGAAUCCGAACCCUCUGUGCAAUCAACGGACAAAUCCGUGCGAGGCACGCAGCACGAAGAGUUCGCCGAAGCCGAUCCCCUGGACGUUCCCUCGGUCAUCGCGCCAGCACUGGCGCAGGAGAGCCUCAAGCGAGCAAGCAUGAUCGCAGCAUUGCCAAGCGGUGGUCCAGACGUCAACUCCAAAACCUCGACCAAAUUGGUCAAGACGAAGAGAGCGCCUCUCUCCAUCACCAAGGUUUCUGGUGACUCGUACAAGGGUGCUGGGCGUGUAGAGCGAAACGUGCGUCGGGCAGAGAAGAGGAAGGCGUCCAAGACCCAGACCGGUGCCAGGAAAUGA